Messenger RNA from Phyllotreta striolata, 3446 nucleotides. Lineage: Eukaryota; Metazoa; Arthropoda; Insecta; Coleoptera; Chrysomelidae. The record is from the annotation of a GenBank genome assembly.
GCCGAAUCCGACACGUCAAAAUGCCUGCGAAACGAGAUUUGUUUUCGAUUUGAUUGCCGACUUUUCUCAGAAUAUAAACAAAGUGUCAAAUAUUUAAACUUAUAAUUUUCCUAUUUAAUCGAAUAAAAAAUAAUUUCGACUGUUGAUUAAGUCACAAACGAUGUCCAAGAGGCACGUCGAAGAUGGUUCCGGCGGGAGCCAGCCGCCUAUAAAGAAAAUCCACUUCGAGCCCCAUUUAAUCGGCCCCGUGUCCACUUUGGAGGAGAUGGACAUAAAAGUGCUUCAAUUCCAAAACAAAAAAUUAGCCCAGAGAAUCGAGCAGAGAUGCAGAACCGAGCAGGAAUUGAGGCAGAGAAUCGAGCAAUUGGAGAAGCGACAAACACAAGACGACGCCAUGCUCAAUGUAGUUAAUCGAUAUUGGAAUCAACUGAACGAGGAUAUCAGGAUUUUACUUCAAAGAUUCGAUGCGGAAACGGCCGAUGAAUCGGAAACCAAAAACGAAAACGAAGCAACAACUUCCUUUUUAAUGCAACUAUCCACUUGGGACAAGGAUGAAUUAAACGAUAAAUUAGCAAACAGAGUACAAGUAUCCAGAAGAGCCGUAGCUAAAGUUAUCCAAGCAUUCGACAGGUUGAUGCAGAGAAACGAGAAAAUCACAUUGGCUUUAAAAGGAGAAUUAGAAGGCCAAGAUGCUCCUUCGGUCGACGAAGCUAUCCGUCAAACCAACAUUCAACUUCAAGCGGAGAAUCGAAACCUCCAAGCACUGCAUACGACUUUGCACGAGAAAUACCACACACUGAGCCUCAAAGUAACCGAAUUACAGGAUUCCGUAACGGCCAGGGACACCGAAAACGCCGAAUUGAAAAACCAAAUCGACGAUUUACAAUAUGAGCUGGAGAAAGUGAGAAACCGAAACGACAAACUGGAGACCCAUUUAGCCGAGGCCGUUGAGAAACUGAAGGCGUACCAUCAACUUCACGGGGACACCGAUAAGAGCGAAAAAGAACAAAAACCCACACCGCAAACCAGCAUAUCUCAAGCCAAACUCGAGGAUUUGAUGAAAGAGGUCGAAGAAUGGAAGGAAUUGGCCAACAACAGGCUACAGGAAUUGGAUAAGUUGCACCAAACGCACAGAGAAACCUUAAAGGAAGUCGAAAAACUCAAGAUGGAUAUUCGUCAACUACCUGAAAGCGUUAUAGUGGAAACUACCGAAUACAAAUGUCUCCAAUCCCAAUUCUCCGUACUUUACAAUGAAUCCAUGCAGUUGAAGACUCAAUUAGACGAAGCUCGCCAGCAAUUACAGACUAGCAAAAACGCCCAUUUAAGAAACAUCGAAAUGAUGGAGGGCGAAGAAUUAAUAGCCCAAAAAAAGCUGCGACAGGAAGUGAUGCAAUUGGAAGACUUCCUGGCGCAAUUGAGAAAAGAAUACGAGAUGUUGAGGAUCGAAUUUGAACAGAAUUUGGCGGCGAACGAACAAACCGGACCAAUCAACAGAGAAAUGAGACAUUUAAUCACCUCCUUGCAAAACAACACCCAGCAACUCAAAGGAGAAGUUCACAGGUACAAGAGAAAAUACAAAGAGGCCAACACCGAGAUUCCCAAGCUCAAAAAAGAGGUGGAGGAUCUGCAGCACAAAUUGAGCACCCAAUGUUCUAGCCAGGACACCAAAGAGAACAUUAAAAAGGAGGAUAUCAAGGAAGAAGACAUGUCGAGCAGCGACGGCUCGCAAAUAAAAGAAGAACAUCACUUACCGAUAAAAAAAGAGGAAGACGAUACAGAGCAAAGCGAAGAUACCGAUGCCGGUAAAGAGCAAACCGCAGGAGCCAGCGAAUCGCCCGGUGGUAAAAAAGAUGGCUCGAAACAAGACAAAACUGGCGCCAAAAAGGACGUUACGCCCAAGGUCGAGGCCCACAGAGACGCCGCCAAAACCAAGGAGCAGAAAAUCGCAGAAAGCGAUUUGGUUCGAGAUCUCAAAAAUCAAUUAAAGAAAGCUCUAAACGAACAAAAAGAGAUGAAACUCCUUUUGGACAUGUACAAAGGCGUCAGCAAAGAACAGAGGGAUAAAGUACAAUUAAUGGCAGCCGAGAAGAAGCUCAGAACAGACGUGGAGGAUCUAAAACAAACCUUGAAGAAACUACAGAGAGACGACAAGCGCAAACUGGCCGAAGACGAGGCUUUGAAGAAAAUCAAGCAAUUAGAGGAGCAGAAAUACGAACUUCAAAAGCAAGUGGCCAAUCAGAAGCCUUUGGACGGUAACUGGGGCGGCCACAACGUACAUCAAAGGCCGUUUGUGGGUUCCCUGGAGGAGGAAGCGCUGCUAAACGAAAUGGAAGUAACGGGACAGGCUUUCGAAGACAUGCAGGAGCAAAAUUCUAGAUUGAUUCAGCAGUUGCGCGAAAAGGACGACGCUAAUUUCAAACUGAUGUCGGAGAGGAUCAAAUCGAACCAACUACACAAACUGGCUCGUGAGGAAAAAGACGUUUUGAAGGAACAGGUUUGUACUCUCACGACGCAAGUCGAUGCGGGUAAUCUAGUCGUAAGGAAAUUGGAGGAGAAGGAGCGCAUACUGCAAAACACUCUAGCUACAGUCGAAAAGGAACUGGCCCUUCGACAACAAGCGAUGGAGAUGCACAAGAGAAAGGCGAUCGAGUCGGCGCAAUCUGCGGCCGAUUUGAAACUCCAUUUAGAAAAGUAUCAUUCCCAAAUGAAGGAGGCGCAGCAAGUGGUGGCGGAGAAGACGAGCUCGCUCGAAGCCGAAGCCUACAAGACGAAGCGCCUGCAGGAGGAGAUAGCCCAAUUGAAGCGCAAAGCGGAGAGGAUGAAGAAAAUGGAACUGGCCGGAACCACGUUGGACGAAGUCAUGAUGGAGGAGAUUAGGGAGUACAAGGAGACGUUGACGUGCCCGUCUUGCAAAGUAAAACGAAAGGACGCUGUCCUAUCGAAAUGUUUCCACGUUUUCUGUUACGAUUGCCUCAAAACGAGGUACGAGACCAGGCAGAGGAAGUGCCCGAAAUGUAAUUGCGCGUUCGGCGCCAACGAUUAUCACAGACUUUAUUUGUCUAAUUAAAAGGUUAACGAGGUAGAGUAAAUAAUGUGUAACGUAGCUUUAAGGUUAUAAUGUUUAUGAAUUAUGUAAAACGUCUCACCAAUCAUUAAAAAAUCGAUUACAAAACGUAAUAUUACAUGACGUAUUUGUGGGUUUUUAAAUGCUUAUUUAGGUAGGACUUUUCCAAGAAGCCUUUAUCGCAUACGUGACAAACGUGGCAUUUAUUUCCCGUGUGGAUUCGCUCGUGGACUUGCAGGUUGUAUUUACAAUUGAAGGUUUUCGGACAAGAAGUACACAGAAACGGUCUCUGGCCUGUGUGAAUUAAUUGGUGUUUUUUCAUCAGACUAGAAGAGGAGAAUUCUUUAUCGCAUAUGUUGCAUUUCGUACGUUUGUGUUUCAU